Nothobranchius furzeri (turquoise killifish) is the source of this 3480-nucleotide messenger RNA. It is a transcript of the gene kirrel1b, whose product is annotated as kirre like nephrin family adhesion molecule 1b. The record is from RefSeq and is a predicted model, not a curated record. Gene Ontology annotation, cellular component: plasma membrane; cell-cell junction. Gene Ontology annotation, molecular function: cell adhesion molecule binding. NCBI's taxonomy places the organism in Eukaryota, Metazoa, Chordata, Actinopteri, Cyprinodontiformes, Nothobranchiidae. Gene Ontology annotation, biological process: cell-cell adhesion.
CUGGAGAGGAGAGGCGAGGAGGUGCUGGUACAACAUGAGAGGGGAUGUGUGCCACUGAUUGUGAGAGGGGAGAGGGAGAGAGAGGAAUUCUGAACUGUUUAAAUGGGAAUACAGUCUAGAGCGCAGAGAGGAUAAUGAACGCAGACUGAGGGGUGGGAAAAAGUGGAGACAUUUAUUUGACGCACGGGAAAGAAAGGAAGUUGUCAGAGAAAGAAGAAGAGAAGAGGAAGGAGAAAGAGAGAGACGCCUGGGAUUUUCCCCCUCCUAAUGUGUCUCCUUUGACUCUCAUGACUCAGAGAAGAUUCCAGCUGAAUUCAGCCGCUCGGGAGGAAUUGAUGGUGUCUUUUAGAGGAACCGAGCCGAGGGGAGGAAUCUGAACCAUGUCAGCCUUGUGGAUCCUAACUUUGACAGUCGCUUUGAACCAAGUGUGGUGCGUGCGUUUCUCCCAGGAGCCUGCAGACCAGUCUGUGGUGCUGGGGGAACGGGUGGUGCUGUCCUGCGUCGUCUUCAACUACACCGGCAUCGUACAGUGGACCAAGGACGGGCUGGCCCUGGGUAGUGGAGAGGGUCUCAAAGCCUGGCCCAGGUAUCGGAUUCUGCGGGCUCUGGACACCGGCCAGUACAAUUUGGAGAUUUCCAACUCAGAGCUUUCUGAUGACUCUCUUUAUGAGUGUCAGGCCACCGAAGCUGCCCUGAGGUCCAGAAGAGCCAAACUCAAUGUACUCAUUCCCCCUGAGGAUCCGGUGGUGGAGGGAACGCCGGAGCUCCUGCUGAUGGCUGGAAGUCCACACAACCUGACUUGUGUAACCCGCGGGGCCAAGCCUGCAGCACACAUCCAGUGGACCAAGAACGGAGUCCCAGUGGACGGAGCGUACCACUCCACGGAAGUGCUGCCCGACAGGAAGAGAGUAACGAGCAGGAGCUAUCUCCCCAUCACUCCAGUCGACACCGACAGCAGCAGCAAUUUCACCUGUGUGGCCAGCAAUCCAGCAGUGCCGAUGGGCAAACGAGCCACUGUCACUCUCAACGUCCACCACCCGCCCACGGUGACUCUUUCCAUCGAACCUCGCUCUGUCCUGGAGGGUGAAAGGGUCACAUUCACCUGCCAGGCCACUGCCAACCCCCCUAUCAUGGGCUACAGGUGGGCCAAAGGCGGCGUGUUGCUGGAGGGGGCCAGAGAAAGCGUGUUUGUCACCACGGCAGAUCACUCCUUCUUCACAGAGCCAGUGUCGUGUCAGGUGUUUAACGCGGUGGGAAACACCAACGUCAGCAUCCUGGUGGAUGUGCACUUUGGCCCAAUCCUCGUGGUGGAGCCCAGACCGGUGACGGUGGACGCAGACUCUGACGUCACUCUGAACUGCAAGUGGUCCGGGAACCCACCCCUCACCCUCACAUGGACCAAAAAGGGCUCCAGCAUGGUUCUCAGCAACAACAAUCAGCUGCAUCUGAAGUCGGUGAGCCAGGUCGACGCAGGGCAGUACGUCUGCAAGGCCAUCGUCCCCCGCAUCGGAGUGGGAGAGACUGAAGUUACCCUCACCGUCAACGGUCCUCCCAUCAUCUCCAGUGAUCCAGUUCAGUACGCCGUCCGAGGAGAGAGAGGGGAGAUCAAGUGUUACAUCGCCAGCACCCCCCCACCUGAUAAGAUUGUUUGGGCGUGGAAGGAGAACGUGUGGGAGAAGGAGAAAGGUACUCUAAUGGAGAGGUACACUGUGGAGCAGAGUAAACCUCCGUUCCAGGGUGGGGCGGUCCUCUCCACCCUCACCAUCAACAACGUCAUGGAGUCAGACUUCCACUCCCCGUACAACUGCACCGCCUGGAACUCCUUUGGGCCGGGAACCAUGAUCAUCACUCUGGAGGAGACAGAUAUUGUUCCAGUGGGAAUUAUAGCCGGCGGUACAGUGGGCUCCUCCAUUCUGCUGCUCAUGCUUCUGCUGGCUCUCGCCUUCUUCCUCUACCACCAACGCAAAGGCAGUCGUCGUGGUGUCACCCUCGGUAAACCAGACAUCAAGGUAGAAACAGUCAACAAAGAUACUCACAGCCUGGAGGAGGAGGCAGCCAAUGUCUCCACAGCAACCAGGAUGGUCAAGGCCAUGUACUCCAAAAUCCCUGGAAAUCCUGAAGAAUCUAAACGACGGCGCCUCUUUGACAAGUUUUUGCCCUCUGUUUCCCUCUCUCCCUCCACUCAGCCGUUCAAAGACGACAUGGACCUGAAGCAGGAGAUCAGAAGCGAGAGCGACACGCGGGAGGAGUACGAGCUGAAGGAUCCAACCAACGGCUACUACAACGUCCGAGCCACCACCCAUGAGGAGGCGCGCCCCCAGACCCGCGUUGUCCACUACCAGGGAGAGUUUCGCUCUCAGAAUCCGAACAGCGGACCGUCUGGCGCCACUUCCAGUGGACCAUCGCCUUCCACCAGUGGUGCAGUCCCACCCAGUGGAGUGCCAGGCUCUAGGGCGGGCUGCUACGAUCCCCGCCCACCCUCCAGGAUGUCCCACGCCACCUACGCUCAUUUCAACACCUUCUCCAGGGCAGCACAGAGCCAGCAGGCACCUCCUAAUCCAGCUCUUCCAUCCCCAGGAGAUUAUCCCGGAGGAGACUGUGGCCUGCUGGAUAGCACAACACAACUCCCAUAUGAGAACUAUGGAUACCCCUCCCAGUACGCCAGCUACAGGAUGGGCUUCGCUCCCCCUAUAGAGGAAGGGCCAGCCUAUGAGAUGUAUCCAACAGGACAGGGUCCUGGCCCGGGUCCUGGACCCGGCCCCGGACCAGGACAGCAGAGUCCUGAAGUAGGGCUGGGAAAAUACGGAACCUCCACUCGUUUCUCGUACUCGUCCCCACCUUCUGACUAUUCCCAGAGACACACACAACGAAUGCAGACUCAUGUGUGAGAAACACAAGCUCACAGCGUCGGACCUGCUGUUGGAUCAUCAGUGACGUCACACACACUCAUCCUGUACAGAUCACAACAUCAAACAACACCCCCCACCCCCCACCCCACUCCAAAAUCCAUUUUUCUUAUUCCAUCACUGCACAGAAACACGUUUGCUUUCUGGAUCGGUGACGUGUCCACACCAAGCUCUCUGAAGCGCUGCAUACAUAAAGAGUGAAAAGCAAUACAUACAAAUCAGCCUUCACACACCGGCUUCUACUCUGGCAUUGAUCCCAAAAGCGAGAGCCACAAUAAGGGCAGAAAAGAGCUAUCCGAAAUCACGAAGAGGAGAAUCUGGUUGCACCCUCAUCUUUCUUUUCCAUUAUUUUGUCUCCAGGCUCAUUUCUGUAAAUAAUAUAGAAAAUUGGGUAAUUUUUUGACUAUAUUUCUUGUACAAAGAUCUAUACUGAAAAGCAGUUCAGCAGCAAACCUCUGGAAGACGUACUUUUUCCUGACUUGUUGCUAAAUGCAUCCGCAGACAUGCAAACAGCAAAGGGGCAGCUUGAACUACAAACACGACUGGCACUUUCUGACCCCCCCACCCCCCCACC